This is a messenger RNA of Metarhizium album ARSEF 1941, 3231 nucleotides long. RefSeq names its product ATP-dependent DNA helicase mph1. The record is from RefSeq and is a predicted model, not a curated record. Gene Ontology annotation, biological process: replication fork reversal; double-strand break repair via synthesis-dependent strand annealing; interstrand cross-link repair. NCBI's taxonomy places the organism in Eukaryota, Fungi, Ascomycota, Sordariomycetes, Hypocreales, Clavicipitaceae. The transcript has a single exon. Bases 1 to 3231 code for a protein of 1076 amino acids. Gene Ontology annotation, molecular function: hydrolase activity; 3'-5' DNA helicase activity; four-way junction helicase activity.
AUGGAUGGUGAUGAGUUUGGGGAGGAUUUUGUCGACGAGGAUUUCCUCGAGCUAUUGGAUCAGGUUUCUUCAUCCAAUAUGACCAGGCCUCUCUCACAGCCGUCGUCAAAUGGGGUUCGGUUUGCAAAUGAUACUCGGACGAAACCGAACCCCUUAGCAGCUGCGGUACAAGAGCUCGAAGACUUACCCUCGGAUGCUUUCUCUUCACCCGAGCCAGAACAAUCAGCGUCUGUGACAGCAAGCCCGGCAUCUCGAAACGCGUCAAAUGGACCCAGAGCUAGAGGUGGCCUGAAGAGGACUGCGUCGGCAGGUCUCCGACAGACGACGCUCUGGGGAAGGGAGGUUCGUGAAGAUGCGCCAUUCCAUAGCCCGGCUCCAGCUCAGAGGAUUUUUCGAGCAGACUUGCCUCACGAGGAGCCGACUCAUCACGACAUAGACAAGAAGGCGAUGGAAACGUGGGUCUACCCAAUGAACCUUGGCGCGAUUCGAGAUUAUCAGUUCAGCAUUGUUAAGAACAGCCUGUUCAACAAUACUCUCGUUGCUCUGCCUACCGGACUGGGCAAAACAUUCAUUGCCGCAACCGUCAUGCUCAACUUUUAUCGGUGGACAACAUCAGCAAAGAUUGUUUUUGUGGCGCCUACGAAGCCCUUGGCUGCCCAACAAAUAGACGCCUGUUACAACAUUGUUGGCAUCCCGCGAUCAGAUACGACUUUGUUGACGGGGGAUAUUCAGCCAGCCCUAAGAGCUGAUGAGUGGGCAAAGAGGCGCGUCUUUUUUAUGACGCCCCAAACACUACUUAACGAUCUGUCUCAUGGAUAUGCGGACCCCAAAAGCAUCGCCCUUCUCGUCAUUGACGAGGCACAUCGUGCUGUUGGUGAAUACGCAUAUGCAAAAGCCACAAAGCUCAUGAGACGAUUCCACAGAAGUUUCCGAGUUUUGGCCCUGACUGCAACGCCGGGCUCAAAAAUUGAGACGGUCCAGGAAGUCAUUGACAACCUGGGUAUUUCACACUGCGAAAUAAGAACAGAAGAGUCAAUUGACAUCAGGCAGUAUGUCCACCAAAGGACCAUCGAACAAAUGGUUCUUGACCCAUCAGAUGAGAUGAAUCUUGUUGGCGAACUGUUUACAGAGGCACUGAAACCGCUUGUCGAUAGACUUGGUUCUCAAAAUAUUUAUUACGGUCGAAACCCAAUGGCAAUGAAUGCGUACGGGUUGAUGCAAGCCCAGAAAGAAUGGUUCGCAACCCGCGGCCGGCAUGCGAACCAGGGCGUUCAGUUCAUGAUGAGGGCAAUCUUUGGUGUGCUGACCAGUCUGGCACAUUCGAUAAAAUUGCUUAAUUUCCACGGGAUCAGGCCCUUUUACGACAAUAUGGCAGACUUUAGAAGCGAGCAGGAAGGCAAGGGCGAAAAAGGAUCGAAAUACAAACGGCAGCUUAUCGAACACCCCAGUUUUCAGAAAAUGAUGGACCACAUCUCGCGGUGGCUGAAAACGGAAGGCUUCGUGGGCCACCCCAAACUUGCCGCACUAGCAGACUGCGUUCUGAACCACUUCAUGGACCAAGGAGAGGGUUCGACGACCCGCGUGAUCGUGUUCAGCGAGUAUCGUGAUUCAGCAGAGGAUAUUGUGCGCGAACUGAAUAAGCACCAGCCGCUUCUCAAAGCUAGCGUCUUUGUGGGACAAGCAGACGGGAAAAGAGGAGAAGGAAUGAAACAAGCGCAACAAAUCCAGACCAUCGAAAGGUUUCGGAAGGGCGAGUUCAAUGUGCUAGUGGCCACCUCUAUCGGUGAAGAAGGACUGGACAUUGGCCAAGUCGAUCUUAUUGUCUGCUACGACUCGUCCGCUUCGCCAGUUCGGAUGUUGCAGAGAAUGGGUCGAACUGGACGAAAGAGGGCAGGGAACAUUGUUCUGUUGCUUAUGAGAGGGAAAGAAGAGGAUCAAUUUGCCAAAUCCAAAGAUAGCUACGAGAAGAUGCAGAAGCUCAUAUGCGAAGGAAGCAGAUUCAACUUUCGAUUUGACCUGUCAACAAGAAUCGUUCCGCGAGAAAUUCGACCCGAGGUGGAGAAGAAGUUUGUCGAGAUACCGAUUGAAAAUACGCAGAACCAAUCUCUACCAGAGCCAAAGAAACGUCGCCCUGCCGCCGGAAAGAAGAAGCCCCUCAAAAAGUUUCACAUGCCGGAUGGGGUAGAGACUGGAUUUCAAAAACUGUCCUACUAUAUGAAAGAUGGCUCAAAACCAGAACGAUCCGAAAUCCAGCGGAACCCCGAGUUAGACGAUCUCGAGAGCAUUCCAGAUUUGAGUAGUGUGGUUCUGACCGAAGACGACCUUGAGGAGCUCGACAGGUCCUACCGCGACCUACCUUUCAAUCAUAGUGUGGUUGAGGAAACAGACAUGCCUAGUAUGACUGCAUUUCCCAUUCUUCAAAGACAGCUGCGGCCAGUGGCAAAUCUGAAACACGGCACUUGCACUCGACGCUUUGUUAAGUUGUUGGCAAAAAUGGGUGCGGAACCCGAGAGUCUGAUCAGACAAUGUCGUUCGACGGACACUAGCCGUUUCAGAGAGAUACCCGUGAGGCCUUUUGUUCAAACUGACGGAGAGUCAGAAGGCGACGAGAUGCCUGAUUUAGAAACACGGAAGCAGUCGACUAGUCGGCGCUCUGUGAGAGUAGAUGCCGAGGGACCACAGCCGCCAAGACGCAAGAAAAGAAGGAUUUCAACAACGUCCGUCACUGAACCAUCAGGAUCAGAAGAUAAUGGAAAUAAUAGAAUUCCUGGCAGAGAAAGCAAGAGGACAAAGACGUCCAAGGGUGGUCGGAAGGGAACAACGAAACAAAGAGGCGGCAUUAGUAGCUAUGAGCUCGGCGACGAUUGUGAACGGGACAGUGAUCAGGUGGAGAGUAGCGGAUCGGAUGAUGGAACAGACCUCUUGGGCUUUGUUGUGACAGACAAUCAAGCGACAUCGAGCAUGGUCGACUCGCAGGCUACGUCGCCAACAACAGCGUCAGCCCAAAGCACGCCCAAGACGGAAUCAGAGAAGCCGUUCUAUGUUCCUACACGCUUCUCAGCGACACAGGAGAGCGAUGACAUGCCCGAUUUGACGGCGCUAGUAGGGAGAAAAGUAUCCGACAAGGUCAAUCCAAAGGACCCAGCAUCAGAUUGGGACCUUGAGUACCCGACUACGAAACAUCCCGCCCGCGGCGGACGACGAGUAAUUGACAGUGACAGUGAGGCAUGA